AUGUGGAACAAUAUGCGAAGCUUCAGCCUGGAGGCCCACCGACCGAACUAUACCAGUCAAAGCUCCUUCAAGCGGACUCUCCUGCCAAUAACCGCCGUCCCAACAGAGCAGCUCCCUUUGCUCAAAGACCCGGUGUUAUCUACUUCCGACCGGUUCACCAGCAAAUACGGCCGCUGCCGCCAGAUCAUCCACUAUGGGGCAAAUAGCACCACACGUCUCCAUACAGAAAAAUCCCAAUCAACAGAACCCCAGCUCUGUGCAAUAAAAGUAUACCGACACCUGGAUCAGCCCUGUUCAUCCCAAACGUCUCUCCAUCCCACACACCCCAAUAUCCUCCCUAUUCUCGAUAUCCUCCGCAAUGACCGCUCAGAGCUCUGUCUCGUAACACCAUACUGCGCCGGGGGCGACCUGGGAACCUUCCUAUCCCGAACUCAACCCAUCCCAACCCUAGAAGCAGAUUGCAUCCUGACACAGAUCCUCCGAGCCCUGGCAUACCUCCACAAUCACGGCAUUGCACACCGUGAUAUCCGACUCGAAACAAUCCUGCUAACCGCCAACGGAGCCGUCAAGGUCGCAGGCUUCGGCGACGGACAUGUCCAGCGAAUCUGGGAAGAGUCCACUCCCUGCAAGGCUCCUGAAGGAACACGUCCGCGCUCUCAAUCCCAAUCAACGCCAUGGUCUAUAACACUGCCGUGGCCCCUGAAUUCACUAUCUCGACAUAUCGCCGCCUUCUCUUGCGUUUCUGCAAAAUCGCAGAAGGCGGAUUUCCGGGGCCUGGGCCUACCCUACAUUCCUCCAGAAGGAUUUUGUCAUUUCUCGAGUCAGAAUGAGGGAAAUGGUGAUUUGGACGUUGAUCCUCGUCCUGCUGAUGUCUGGGCUGCGGCGAUGGUGUACAUGGCUCUUGUUACGGGUCGGCUCCUGUGGCGGAGUGCUCGUCCGCAUUGCGAAGAUGGGCGAUACUUGCAUUAUUUGGAUUCGAGGCGUGAGAAGGAUGGAUAUUCACCUAUUGAGGCUUUGGGUAAAAGACGACGCGAGAUCAUCUAUGCGAUGCUUGACCCCCGGCCAAGGAAACGCAUUACGACUCCCAAUUUGAUGCAGUCCGAGUGGAUCAAGGGGGUGGAGGUCUGUGAGGCAGGGGAUAAAGGCUUGUAG
Messenger RNA from Penicillium olsonii, 1152 nucleotides. The record is from the annotation of a GenBank genome assembly. Lineage: Eukaryota; Fungi; Ascomycota; Eurotiomycetes; Eurotiales; Aspergillaceae.